This is a messenger RNA of Diospyros lotus (date-plum), 1626 nucleotides long. Its product is annotated as crocetin glucosyltransferase, chloroplastic-like. The coding region runs from base 88 to 1476 and encodes 462 amino acids. Gene Ontology annotation, molecular function: UDP-glycosyltransferase activity. The record is from RefSeq and is a predicted model, not a curated record. The transcript has a single exon. Lineage: Eukaryota; Viridiplantae; Streptophyta; Magnoliopsida; Ericales; Ebenaceae.
CGUGUUUUUCAAUAUAUUUAACUGAUUCCCGUAAAGAAUUCUGGUUUUUGUGACAGAAGAAAGAAGAAGAAGAAAGGAACCUCUGAAAUGGAUCAUGGCGGCCAUGUGCUCGUGGUAGCGUUUCCGGGGCAAGGCCACAUCAACCCAGCUCUGCAAUUCGCCAAACGGCUUCUGGGUAUGGGCCUGAAGGUCACUUUUGUGACGGCGUUCUCCGCCCUCAACCGCAUGACGGAAACCGCCGCCGCCGCUCCGCCGGGAUUGAGCUUCGUCGGGUUCUCCGACGGCUACGACAAUGGCUGGAAAACCUCAGACACGGAACACUUCAUGGUGGAGCAGAAGCGGCGGGGGUCGGCGGCGAUGGAGGAGCUCGUGGCCUCCGCCGCCGCACAGGGCCAACCUUUUGUCCAUGUGGUUUACUGUAUCCUUCUUCCUUGGGUCGGCCGAGUCGCCCAGAAGCUUGGCCUGCCGGCGACGUUUCUCUGGCUUCAGCCGGCCUCGCUUUUAGACAUCUACUUCUACUACUUCAAUGGCUAUGGCGAUGAAAUCAUGAAAAAUUCGGACGACCCGUCUUGGUCCAUUCAGCUCCCUGGAUUGCCGCCGCUCACCGCCGACGAUCUUCCGCCAUUUCUGUUCCCUUCCGAUCCCAGCAACUUCGCAAUCGCUUUGUUCAAAGAGCACAUCGAUGUGAUCACAGAUUCACAACAAACAAACCCGAAUUCGAAAGUUCUGGUAAACACCUUCGACGAAUUGGAAUUCGAUGCCCUGCGAUCCGUCAAGAAGCUGAACAUGAUCGCCGCGGGACCAUUAAUCCCGACGGCUUUCUUGGACGGGAAAGACCCGUCGGACACCUCCUUCGGCUGCGACCUGUUCCAGAAAACAAAAGACUACACGGACUGGCUGAACUCGAAGCCCACUGCCUCUGUAAUCUACGUCUCAUUCGGAAGCUAUUUGGUGCUGAAGGAUCACGAAAUGGAGGCGAUAGCCCGGGGGUUGCUGGAAACCCGGCGGCCGUUCCUGUGGGUGGUUCGAUCGGGCGGCACCGACGACGAUCAAGGGUACGAGCUGAGCUGCAAGGCUGAGCUCGAAGAGCAAGGACUGGUGAUUCCAUGGUGUUCUCAAGUGGAGGUUCUUUCGAAUCCAUCAGUCGGGUGCUUCUUCACCCAUUGCGGUUGGAAUUCUUGCAUCGAGAGUUUGGCUCUGGGCGUCCCUGUGGUUGGUUUUCCCUUGUGGACAGAUCAAGCGACGAACGCGAAGCUUGUUCAAGAUGUCUGGAAGGCGGGGAUCAAAGUGAGGAGAAACAGAGAGGGAAUGGUGGAAGACGGCGAGGUCAAGAGGUGCUUAGAAAUGGCAAUGGAAGGGGAGGAGAUGAGAAGGAACGCCAGGAAGUGGAAGGAUUUGGCAAAGGAAGCCGCCAUGGAAGGUGGAUCAUCCUACUUGAAUAUUAAGAAUUUUGUUGAUGAAUUACGAGGUAUUUGAUGCAUCAUGCAUGGACAUUAUUGUAGUUCAACAUCGUCAACGUCUCGCUAUUAAUCCCGUCAAUAUCUCGUUACUUUUUUUUAACAUUAAUUAACGAAAAUUAUGAAAUUAUAUAUUAAAUUAAAAUUUAGUAAUAUUUUUAUACCUCAA